Musa acuminata AAA Group (dessert banana) is the source of this 1418-nucleotide messenger RNA. RefSeq lists its product as uncharacterized. Bases 112 to 1071 code for a protein of 319 amino acids. The transcript is spliced from 4 exons. NCBI's taxonomy places the organism in Eukaryota, Viridiplantae, Streptophyta, Magnoliopsida, Zingiberales, Musaceae. The record is from RefSeq and is a predicted model, not a curated record. Gene Ontology annotation, cellular component: chloroplast.
AAUGUCUUUGCACCGCCAAUCCUCCGUGAGAGAACGCAGACGGGAUAUAUAGGAGGAAGCCCCGAUUCAACGCCACCUUUAUCUCCUUGCUUCAUCUUCACUCCUCUCCGGAUGGCUGCUGCUACGGUGGCAUUGUCAGCAGUAGCAACCUCCUUUUCUGCAAGCAGAAGAAAGGCUCGUCUCUCUUCGCUCCCCUCAAGGAGGCCUUCUCUCUUCUUCCUCUAUGCCCCAGAGCCAUCCCGCGCUUCAAAAAUCCCACCUUUGGGCACAAAGGGCUGUACCUUACGGUUGUUCGCCAGGGCUGUCUCCCCCGUUAGAAGCUUGUCGUCAUGCCCUUCGACGGAAUGCGCAUGUGAACCGGAAGCGGAAGAAACCAGGCAGUCUGGCCUUGGUAGGCUCCUCCUGUGCGCCUCGGUCUGGAAAGCUUUCGUCUUUGCCUCUUGUGUUGCUUGUGGUGCUUGCCUCGCUGCCGAUGGAUCCAUAAGAGCUUCUAGUUUGGGGUUGAAGGUUGCUACAGCGCUGAGAAGAAUAGGCUGGCCUGAUGAGGCCGUUGUGUUUUCCGUUGCGACCCUUCCUGUGCUGGAGCUCCGUGGCGCUAUUCCGGUCGGCUACUGGAUGCAGCUUGAUCCUCUUAAGCUCACAGUCCUAUCCAUUCUUGGAAACAUGGCUCCGGUGCCGUUCAUCAUCCUCUACCUGAAAAGGUUUGCGUCUUUCGUCUCACAAAGGAGUACGGUGGCAACCCGGUUUGUGAACCUUUUGUUUGAGAGGGCCAGAGAGAAGGCAGGGCCCGUGGAGGAGUUCCAAUGGCUGGGUUUGAUGCUGUUUGUGGCGGUGCCUUUUCCUGGUACAGGUGCUUGGACUGGAGCCAUCAUCGCGUCCAUCCUUGACAUGCCUUUCUGGUCAGCUUUCUCAGCUAAUUUUGUCGGGGUUGUUCUGGCUGGGCUGCUGGUUCAUUUGCUCGUGAAUCUUGGCCUGAAAUAUGCAGUCUUGACUGGUUUGCUUAUGUUCUUUGCAUCAACUGUCAUAUGGAGUGUCCUGCGGUCAUUUAAGAGUUCAAUCAAUUCAAACUGAUGCUUUGGUGGUGAUCAAGUGAUGUUCUAUAGGCAAACAAGAUGGCAUUCAGAUGAAGCAGCAGGAAAUAUGGCUCUUGGCUUUUGUUCUUGAAAGCCUGCUAAAUUGGCUGCUGAUCUUGUGACCAUUAUUUGGAAGAACUCCAAUCUAUGCCACCAAUGAAGAGGAAGUCCAAUCUAUGCCUUUUAUGCUUGAUUUGAAUUUGUCAAACUAUGAGCUGGUAGAUCUUCUUGAGCUCCCACAAUCCUUUCAGUGUCUGGUUUUCAAGAAAUAUAUUUUUGGCAAGAAUAUAUUUUGUUUAAUUUGAAGAUUAUCUGGAAGAACUUACACAGAACAAAUUACCCCCA